Molecule: messenger RNA, 719 nt
Organism: Raphanus sativus (radish)
Lineage: Eukaryota; Viridiplantae; Streptophyta; Magnoliopsida; Brassicales; Brassicaceae
Product: protein NUCLEAR FUSION DEFECTIVE 4-like
Exons: 1
Coding region: 141-563 (140 amino acids)
Cellular component (GO): membrane
Source: RefSeq, a predicted model, not a curated record
GCAUAGAUUUUUGAUAAUAGAUCAUUAUCAGCAAGCUGAUUUAAUAACUUUACUAAGCAAAGAGUGUGAAUUUUACUCUUGAUUUCUAUAGGAAAGCUGGAACACCAAGACCACUAUGGAACGCAGCAUCUCAAAUCCUCAUGGCUGUAGGGUAUCUACUAAUGGCUUUUGCUGUGCCCAAUUCACUUUACAUCGGUUCAAUGGUGGUCGGAGUUUGUUAUGGUGUCCGUCUAGCCAUUACUGUACCCACAGCAUCAGAACUCUUUGGUCUCAAAUACUAUGGUCUCAUCUACAACAUCUUAAUACUUAACUUACCACUCGGCUCGUUCCUCUUCUCUGGUCUCCUCGCUGGGUUCCUCUACGAUGCAGAGGCUACACCAACUCCUGGUGGGGGCAACACUUGCGUCGGAGCUCAUUGUUACCGUCUCAUCUUCUUGGUGAUGGCUUUAGCUUCUAUUAUUGGAGUCGGUUUAGAUAUUCUGUUGGCUUAUAGGACAAAGGACAUUUAUGCUAAGAUUCAUGCUAGCAAAAAGGCCAAGAAAUCUGGUAGUAGCCUGAGUUAAGAAUUGUUUCGAUCUAGAUGGUUCAUCAUGAUUUUUUUAGUUUGAGAUACUGAUGUUCUUUUACAUGAAUGAAUAUUGGUUUCAUGACACCAGUGUAAAAUUUUCAAGAUUUUGUUCAUAUUUUUUGUUACAUAAUCGAAUGAAAUUUUACUAUUA